AAAAUAUUUUUCAUGCAUUUGCACUGACCAUACAUAGAUGAGUCACUUGGUUUUAUGAGACUUUGAGAUUAAAUGAGAGGUUUGGUAGGGGAAUCAUUUAGCCUGGAAACAGGUGCAUUUAUAUUCUUUUGAUGCACUGGCCGGUUUAAAAAGCAAAAUAGGAGAGGCUCUCUGCCUAGGUUCCUUGCCAGACUAUGGCAGUGCGGUCCCAAAUGGCGCGCUCGGGAGAGGAGGGGUCGCUAGCCUGGGAGACUUUGUCGCGCGGCUGUCCUCAAACAUUUCCCGGAUCCCGAAGCCCUUUGUCACUUUGCCAUCCCACUUUUGCCCCGGCCGCCUAAUGGGGCAGGAGUCCCAAAAACUGUGAACAGAGAGUGAGAGCGCCUUGGGUCAGACGACGUGACCGACUGUGGGGAAAACGGGACCGGGGGAGUGUCCCGGGGACCUCGGGCUCGCCCAGUGCGCGGCCGCCCCUCGGCUCCGGCGCCGAGCCCCCGGAACCAAAGGCGACGCGGCUGGUUGCCGGGGGAGCCGGGUCCGCGCGUCCGUGCGCGUCGCCUUCCCCUCCCGGCGGGCCGCGUCGGGGUGCCGCUCUGCUUGGCCUUCAGAGCCCGAGCUCAAAAUAAGUCGUCCCGUCCUGCCCAGAUCACAUGAACUUUCAGUAUGCUUCGAUAUCAGUAUUUUUGCAGAAUCUACAGAGGAUUCUUCCCAUACAAUUUUGGAACGGGCAUACUUAAUAUCGGCAGAUGCCCCAAAGAAAUGCAUUCUUCAGUCAGCAGGUACAAUGAACUUAAAGAUGAAGAGCAUGCAAGUGUUUCCAAAGAUCAGGAAAUGCAUCAUUCUCAAAGUGGAAAUCUUGAAACUAUGAAACAAUUACACAUACCAGUGAUGGUCAACGAAGUUAUUGAUUGCUUAGCACCACAACCAGGGCAGAACAUUCUUGAUAUGACAUUUGGUUCAGGAGGCCACUCAAGAGCCAUUCUGCAGAAAGAAGUGGAUGUUACAUUAUAUGUUCUAGAUAGAGAUCCAACAGCUUAUGCCAUAGCUCAACAGCUUUCAGAGUUAUAUCCAAAACAGAUUCGAGCUUUGCUAGGCCAGUUUAGCCAAGCUGAGGCCAUGUUAAUUAAAGCUGGAGUACAGCCCGGGACUGUUGAUGGAGUUCUUCUGGAUCUUGGGUGUUCCUCUAUGCAACUUGAUACUCCUGAAAGAGGUUUUUCCUUUCGAAAAGACGGCCCCUUGGACAUGAGGAUGGAUGGUGGCAGGUACCCUGACAUGCCCACUGCCGCUGAUGUUGUGAACGCCUUAGAUCAACAGGCACUUGCAUUGAUCCUGAGAACAUACGGGGAAGAGAAGAGUGCCAAGAAAAUCGCCUCAGCAAUCGUUCAGGCACGCAGGAUCUACCCUAUCACCAGAACCCAGCAGCUUGCCAGCAUUGUUGCAGGUGCCUUUCCUUCUGGCGCUUUAUAUGGAAGGAAAGACUUGCUCCAGAGGCCCACCCACAUCGCCACCAAGACUUUCCAGGCCCUCCGGAUAUUUGUGAACAACGAGCUCAACGAGCUCUAUGCGGGGCUGCAGACGGCCCAGAAGUUCCUGAGGCCCGGGGGCCGCCUCGUCACCCUUUCCUUCCACUCCCUGGAAGACCGCCUGGUCAAACGGUUCUUGCUCGGCGCGGACGUGGCAGCGAAGCCGGGCCCGAGGCGGAGGCAGAGAGAGCGCUCGGCCUCCGCGCUCUGGCCCAGUCCUGACCGCGAGCAAGAGCCCGGCGGGAGCUCGGCCCCCAAGGACUGGGAAAUGGUCCGCAAGAAGGUGGUGACGCCCGAGGACUCGGAGCUGCUGAGCAACCCCCGGGGGCGCUCGGCCAAGCUAAGGGCCGCCGUCCGGCUGCAGGGCCCCUAAAGCGCCGGCCGGGGGCCAGAACCCCGGGGUUGCGGGCAUUUAGUGGCGCGCUGUGCGGGAAGGGAGACUCAAGGAACAGGAGCGUGGCCAGGAAAAUUCAUCAAGGCUGGGAAACGAUUAUGUUUUAGUGGGAAAAAAUCAUGUGAGGCUUGUUUUUAUAAGUUGAUCCCCUAAUAAAGAGAAUGUUAAUAAA
Sarcophilus harrisii (Tasmanian devil) is the source of this 2086-nucleotide messenger RNA. It is a transcript of the gene METTL15, whose product is annotated as methyltransferase like 15. The coding region runs from base 661 to 1893 and encodes 410 amino acids. Gene Ontology annotation, molecular function: rRNA (cytosine-N4-)-methyltransferase activity. Gene Ontology annotation, biological process: rRNA base methylation. The transcript is spliced from 6 exons. Lineage: Eukaryota; Metazoa; Chordata; Mammalia; Dasyuromorphia; Dasyuridae. The record is from RefSeq and is a predicted model, not a curated record.